CCACUUGUCUUUGAUCCAAGACCAACUAAUUCAUAGAUUUGACAUAAUCUCCCUCAACUUCAAAAGAUUAUAGCUCAUUGAACCGUUAGGACCAGGGAGUAACACUUGUCCAUCUGACCCUUCAAAGAAUAGCUUCUUCCUUGUUGGAGACAGUCACUUUCUGUAAGUUUCUGAAUGAUUUACUAGAGUGAUAAGGAGAUCUGUGACUUUAUUGUACUUGAAUGUUAGUGCUUGCUGGGAACAUAACAAUUCGUAUCACAUCUUUAUAAAAAAAUUUAGAUACUCAUUAACUUUAUGCUGAUAGAAUGGAAAAUGAUAAAUCGCCUGUUUUUAUAUAGUGCUUUAUUGAGUAACAAGGCCCCAAAAGUGCUUCAAACUAUUCAGUCAUUCACACAGUCACAUGCUGACAUUGAUGAGCUACAAUGUAACCCCAGCUGCCAUGGAGCAGGCUGACAGAAGCUGGGCUAUCAUACAAUUGGUAAUGUAAAUGCCUUGUGCAAGGCAUUUAAAGAUAAUAAAUUACAUUUUAUCCAAAUGUGCAAUACAUUAUUACAAAUAAUUACCCAUAGCAUUGGACAUCAAUAAACAGAACCAAACUUGAUCUCAAUGCUGUUAACGGUUUCUUAAGAAACUUUAUUGUCUAUAUAUCUGCCUCAGAACAUUGUCAAAAUUGUAGUGGUUUAGAAGCCUCUUCAUAAUUCAAUUCAGUUUAUCUACACUGUAAAGCCAAAUGAUUUAAAAAAUCUCCAAAGUUCUGAGGCAAUCAAUUGCCUUAAAAUUAGCAACUUCUGGCAAAGUUGAAACCUGCUUUUUUCUUCUUUUUUUUGCCUUGAAAGAUAAAUGUGCACCAGAAUCACAUGCAAUCAUUGGUUGAUAUCUGGCUGGUAUUGUUUUCAAAAUAUUUCUUAAGGUUUGAGUAGCAUGAGAGACUCUUGAAGAAGCAGUGCUUGACUUGCAUGGUCCAAACAUGCAGGAUUGGCCCAGAGACCUUAAGUGAAGGAUAAUGUGCCACAUAAUGAUGCUUAGGAUGGAGCCUAACAUCAGGGACAACCUCUUGGAGUACCUGCCUAUGAUCACUGAUUCUGCACAGAAAAUUGUUUAAGGUUUCAUGGGUGAAUGAUGGACAUAAAGCUAACUCUAACACAUCUUUCAGCUCUAUUAAACUUGUCCAUGCACCAUCACUCUUUGAUACUACACUGCAUACCAGCAACGGAGGUAGUUGAAUUGCCUCCUAUUGUUCCUCAAGAAAGAAAUGUUUUGAAAUUGAGGUGUAUCCACUUUAUCAGUGUCCUGAUAUAAAAUGUUGAAAUCUUUUGGUUUAAAUAGUCUAGAAUUAGGUAUUUAGCCAAAUCAUCUAAUUAUUGACAAAUUAUUGACUAACAUAUAUCAGAUACGUAAUGAAUUUGCCAGUCACUCCUUUUCCCCCAGAAAACGUUGUAUGCCAGGAAAAGGAACAGGGUCAAUACUGAUGUUUUAUUGUCUACGGUAAAUGUUUCAUGAAGACUCAUUUAAUUUUCUGUCCUCAUAAAAAAUAUUGUGGGCGUGUAGCCUUUAUAAAGGCAUUGGCCUUCUACCAUCCUCAAUUCAUAGCUGACUGGGAACUGAACAUUUACUCAUCUCCACCUGAGAGAGGAAAAGAAGUUAUUCAUCACCAUGAAGCACAUCUUGCUCCUUUCGAUUCUUGUGUGCGCUGCAUUUUCAGCUCCUGCUGAAGAACAACAAGAGCCUCAAGAAACAGCAGUGGAUGUCCAAACCGAGGAAAUGGCUCCUGAACUGGGUCCUGCUGCUCGUUUUAACUUUUGUCCAGAUGGUUGGUUCUCGUUUGAAAACCAAUGCUUUAAGUUCAUCAACACUCCCAUGAACUGGUUCAAUGCUGAGGAGCACUGCAACAAUCUUGGUGGGCAUCUGGCUUCAGUCUCCAAUCCAAGACAGUACAAUUACCUCCAACAGUUGACACAAACAGCUGGUCAGAGCAUUGCAUGGCUGGGAGGUUUCAGGCUGCAGAACCAGUGGCUGUGGAUCAAUCGUGAGGGAUUCUACUACACCAACUGGCAGAGUCAAUCAUCCUCCAGUAGCUACCCCUGCCUCUACUUACGCUCUGCCGGUGGUUGGGGUAAUACACAGUGUACCUCAGGAUAUCGUUUCAUUUGCUCCAAGAAUCCAUUUGGCUGUUAAUAUAGAUGCUCCAUAUCUGCAGUCUACGGAUGGUCCAGCUGAGAUGCCUGCUUGUUUGCAUUCAGAUUAACCUUGUUGUAAUUGCAACAGAACUGACUGAAUAGUAAUUUUUUCUGCCAAACUGUUGGGAAUGAAGAAAAAUUGUGCCUUUUUUGAAUAAAC
Fundulus heteroclitus (mummichog) is the source of this 2337-nucleotide messenger RNA. Its product is annotated as ladderlectin-like. NCBI's taxonomy places the organism in Eukaryota, Metazoa, Chordata, Actinopteri, Cyprinodontiformes, Fundulidae. The coding region runs from base 1654 to 2175 and encodes 173 amino acids. Gene Ontology annotation, molecular function: signaling receptor activity. The record is from RefSeq and is a predicted model, not a curated record. The transcript has 8 exons.